Hibiscus syriacus is the source of this 1227-nucleotide messenger RNA. Its product is annotated as transcription factor MYB1R1-like. The transcript has 3 exons. Lineage: Eukaryota; Viridiplantae; Streptophyta; Magnoliopsida; Malvales; Malvaceae. Bases 76 to 981 code for a protein of 301 amino acids. The record is from RefSeq and is a predicted model, not a curated record. Gene Ontology annotation, molecular function: DNA binding. Gene Ontology annotation, biological process: response to gibberellin; response to auxin; response to ethylene.
GCUUUUUAUCAUUUUUAUGUCAUUUGUAACCAAAAGAUUCUUUCGCAACGAAAAAUCGAGGGGGGAAAAAAAGACAUGGGGAUGCCGCCUGCCAAGUGCGACUCCGCCUCUGCAUCCACCGUGAACGGCGGUGGAGUUGGAGAGAUCAUGCUUUUUGGAGUCAGAGUGGUGGUUGAUUCCAUGAGGAAAAGUGUUAGUAUGAACAAUCUUUCUCAGUACGAACAGCCUCAUGAAUCGAACAAUAAUUGCAACAAGAACAACAAAGAUCAAGGCGAUGAUAACCUCAACGCCGGAUACGCCUCCGCCGAUGACGCCGUUCCCCACACCACCGGAAAUCGCGAGCGCAAACGAGGAGUGCCGUGGACGGAGGAAGAGCACAAGCUGUUUCUGGUUGGACUGCAAAAAGUAGGAAAAGGGGAUUGGAGGGGAAUAUCUAGAAAUUUCGUGAAGACUCGUACGCCGACACAAGUGGCGAGCCAUGCUCAGAAAUAUUUUCUCCGGCGAAGCAAUCUCAACCGCCGCCGUCGUAGAUCUAGCCUCUUCGAUAUCACCACCGAUACGGUACAGGCAAUUCCAAAGGAAGAAGAGCGAGUCGAUCAGCAAGAGAACACAACUCAGCUAUCUGAGGCCAAUGGGAUUCCCAUGAUGCCGGAUGCUUUUCCCAUGGCUUUUAAUCCGCUAAUUCAACCGUUUCUGACUGAGAAUCCGACUGAAAAUCUCACCAUGGCACAGGGGAAUCAAUCAAAUACCAAUGUUUCAACAGCAAACCUCAUCCCUCCGGUUUCUAGUUUCCCAGCUCUUCAGAGAUCUAAUCUCAACACAAACUCAAACCCGGUUUCCGAUCCAUUAUCAUUGUCACUCAAGCUCUCUUUGCAAUCCGAUCAAACAGAUUCAUCGUCUUCAGCUUCAAGGCAUACCUCAUUUCAGGUUAUGUCAAACUUUAGCAAUGGAGAUAACAAUAACAUCAUCAGCGUCGCGUGAGGAUGACAUUAGAUUAUGAUAACCAAAUCCAGCAAGCUUAUUAUUAGAGCUUAAAUUGGGGAUUAGGGAAAAUAAAAUAAAAAAGAACAUAAGUUAAAAAUUAGGUUACUGGUUUUCGUUUCCCGUUGUUUUUGAUGUACAGACUAAAAGCAGAACAAAACUAUUAUGUCUAUCGUCGUCGUUGUUUUCCGAUGCUACUUGUGUUAGAUUGUUGCACUUUUAAUUUUCAAUCUGCUAGUUGAUCUU